Vombatus ursinus (common wombat) is the source of this 597-nucleotide messenger RNA. Its product is annotated as corticoliberin-like. The record is from RefSeq and is a predicted model, not a curated record. The coding region runs from base 1 to 597 and encodes 198 amino acids. Gene Ontology annotation, biological process: positive regulation of cortisol secretion; negative regulation of glucagon secretion; negative regulation of epinephrine secretion. Gene Ontology annotation, molecular function: corticotropin-releasing hormone activity. Gene Ontology annotation, cellular component: extracellular region. Lineage: Eukaryota; Metazoa; Chordata; Mammalia; Diprotodontia; Vombatidae. The transcript has a single exon.
AUGAAGCUCCAGCUUCUUGUGUCUAUCGGGAUCCUGCUAGUUACGCUCUUGCCCUGCCAAGAAUGCAGAGCUCUCAUCAGCAAGGGAUCCGCGUCGACCAUGGGGUCCGCAGCUCAACCCCUGGACUUCUUCCAGCCGCCUCCACCGCCUCCGAAUCAGCAGCAGCCCCUGCCUCUCCUGCUCCGCAUGGGAGAAGAAUACUUCCUGCGCCUGGGCAACCUCAACAAGAGCCCCGCUGCUUCCUUCUCCUCCCUGUCCUCAUCCUCCCCCUCCUCCCCUGGCAUCAACCCUGGUAGCCACUUCUCCCCUGAGGUCUCCGUCUCCAACUUUUUCCGGGGGGCCGUCCAGCGGCUCCAGCACCUGCAACUCCCACAGCGUUCCCUGGACAGCCAGGCAGGUCUAGGGGAGGGAGGAGCUGAGAGUACCUACAGCGAGCAGCGGGAGGCGAUGGAGAGGGAGAAGCGGUCGGAAGAACCUCCCAUCUCCCUGGAUCUGACUUUCCACCUCCUCCGAGAAGUCUUAGAAAUGGCCCGGGCCGAACAGUUAGCCCAGCAAGCUCACAGCAACAGGAAAUUGAUGGAGAUUAUUGGAAAGUGA